AUCAACCCUGUCAUGGCAGCGCACAUUAACGUAAACGUUGGGCAAUGGCAUCACAAUGUGGCUAUCUUAUUACGCAUGGGUUGUAGUCUCUCGAUUUGGUCCAUAAAAUAAAUGUCUCAGUACUGCCUGGAGUUAAUCAAGUAGAAAACUGCCUGGCUCAUGCUUUCCCUAAUGUGGUGUUUCACUAUCUCGUGAAGGUGAACCUCUGAGGGCGCACGGCACUGUGUCAUAUUAAACAAUCACAGGACAAGUGUAACAUCAAGAUUUAGUAAAGCGUCAAGCAGAAACCAGGGCAAGAACGACUGACUCAACAGGACUGCGCACACAGAACGCUGUAUUGGCGAGACCUUCACAAAGAUCCAGCGCUUGGACGCAAAAGGAUGGAUUCUUUCAGACCGGGCUCCAGCAUAGGACUGUCUCCCUCUCCAAGAGACCGACAAUCACCCAUCCGUUUUGAUCGGGAGCACUCACAACCGGGAACAAUGGCCGGAUGUCGGGCGGGAACACUUGGCUUCCCAUCUGAAUCGUUGUGCGUAAAGUACGGGGAAUUUUUAAAGAACACCGCCGCAGCAGCGGAGAGCAGUGGCGGGGAGCAGAGUCAGGAUGAUGACAGUGAUGGCAUUGGUCGGAGUGACAUGGUGCUUUUUCCAGAGGAAAGGCUCAUGGCAUCAAUGGCCAAAUGUGACGCAGCAGGUAAGAAACACAAAGAGCAGAAGGUGUUGAGGCUCAACAUUAACGCCCGAGAGAGGAGGAGGAUGCACGACCUGAACGACGCGCUCGAUGAACUGCGGUCGGUGAUCCCCUACGCGCACAGCCCAUCCGUACGGAAGUUAUCAAAAAUAGCCACUUUGCUCCUCGCCAAAAACUACAUCCUCAUGCAGGCACAAGCACUUGAAGAGAUGAGAAGACUUGUCAGUUAUCUUAACCAUGGACCUGGCGUUACUGCUGCGAAUACUGCUGGUGCACCCGGAUUAGGGCGGUAUGACCAGCAGACAGGAUACCCAUUCUCUGCUGGCGUUCCGGACCCUUUCAAUAGCAAUGCAAAUCUCUUCAAUAAAUAAAAAUGUCAACAAUAAACCUUGAACAGUUGUGUCCGACACUAACAGGGGACUUCAAGCUUCGUGAACACAACUGAAUUGACCGGAUCAGCGUGACUGACAGAAGUAGUCACAUAUUACGAGAACAUGGAGUUCUAUAAUAUAUGACUCUGUUCUGCAUGGUGAUUGCGUUUCGAAAAUAGUUUUACAAAAUCUAACUAAAUGACAGCUAACAUGGUCAAAAAUGGUUAGCCGUUUAACAAAUUAUGUUUAGUCUUAUUUAACCAUUAUGUCCUACGGUACAUUUUCUUCCGUUUGAUUAGAUGCUGUUCGAUGGAUACAUUGUAUUGGUGACAUAAGAUAGAUAUGUUAUGGUCUGUUUUCCAGUAGCCUAUAACUCAAUGCAUGGGCUAUGUACAAUCAAACCCAAAUUAGUUACAAAGAGCAAUUGUGAAUAUUGGGUGAAUUAAUAGGUAGCCUAUAGGCCUAAGUUUGAUAAUGAUAUCAAUCAAUGAUAGUUUUACCGUCAAGGACUACAUUGGAAGUGUUUUAAUUCAUCUUUAAGUGCUAUUGUACAUUUUGUUUUAGGCUAUAUAUCUUUUACCCAAAUAAAUUCAAUACAAAUAUUUUCA
Oncorhynchus keta (chum salmon) is the source of this 1669-nucleotide messenger RNA. RefSeq names its product class E basic helix-loop-helix protein 22-like. NCBI's taxonomy places the organism in Eukaryota, Metazoa, Chordata, Actinopteri, Salmoniformes, Salmonidae. Bases 381 to 1061 code for a protein of 226 amino acids. The transcript has a single exon. Gene Ontology annotation, molecular function: protein dimerization activity. The record is from RefSeq and is a predicted model, not a curated record.